CCGUCAAGAGAAAGACAGGAGGAGGAGGAACAGGUGUGGGUUAAGGGAAGCAAGGCUUUAAAAGGCAGAAUUUGUUAGCUCACAGGUCUCAAUCUAGAUAAAACUGUCUUGGGCACACACCCACAUUAACACCCACGACAACACACAGAUAGGCCUAGACACUUUGGGAAUAUGGCUUCCAGCAACCCUCUGCCCAGUGGCACCAGUGUGUUCACCACUAUUCCAGACAUCUUCUUCAUCCCUGAGUUUAUAUUCGGGGGUCUGGUGUGGACCCUAGUGGCCUCCACAAAGGUGCUGAUUGCGAACCCUCAGGGCUGGGUGAUGUUUGUCUCUGUGUUCUGCUUCAUCUUCACUACACUGUGGUUCCUCAUCUUCAUCAGUGGAGCCAAUAAGAGCAGCAUCUGGCCCACACUGGAUGUUGCGUAUCAUGCCCUUGCAGCCUUCUUCUACCUCAGUGCAGCAGUGGUACAGGCCAAUGUCACCCUUGGUCUACAACAAUUCACCACUGUAUUCUUCAAAGAAUACCAAUUGGACAUUGCUGCAGUGGUGAUGUGUUAUCUGGUGACUCUGCUCUACACUAUCCAUGCCAUCUUUUCUGCGAUGAGAUGGAAGAAUUCCUCAUGAAGACCAGCAUCUACAAGACAACAGACAAUGGGACAAUAGACAUUAGACAAGGCUUUGAUAUGACAUCAAUUGUAAUCUGUACAUAUUACAAUAUUUUUCUAAAUGAUUUUCUUCCUGCAAAUACCAGAAACCAAUCUGGAGUGAAAUGCAUGUACAAUAAUAAAACAAAUAAAAUAAAAAAAUAUAUGUUUUAUAUUUAACCAA
Coregonus clupeaformis (lake whitefish) is the source of this 828-nucleotide messenger RNA. RefSeq names its product myelin and lymphocyte protein. Gene Ontology annotation, cellular component: membrane. Gene Ontology annotation, molecular function: structural constituent of myelin sheath. Bases 172 to 624 code for a protein of 150 amino acids. The record is from RefSeq and is a predicted model, not a curated record. Lineage: Eukaryota; Metazoa; Chordata; Actinopteri; Salmoniformes; Salmonidae. The transcript is spliced from 4 exons. Gene Ontology annotation, biological process: myelination.